AUGCUGACACGAGAAAACCUGCCUCCACAAGUUGCUCAACGUGUAGCUCGUGAGCUUCAAAAGCUAGUUAUAAAGCCUUUAAAUGGUAUAAAGUACCUUCCGCAGGAAGAGGAGUAUCUCAGUGAGAUCCACGCCGAAAUUCGUGGGCCAGAGGACACCCCCUACGAAAAUGGCUAUUUUACGGUAAAGCUUACGCUUACCGAGAGUUUUCCGGAGCAGCCACCGCGUGGAAUGUUUCUGACCAAGAUCUUCCACCCUAAUGUAUCACAGCCGGCGGGAGACAUUUGUGUCAAUACGCUAAAAAAGACUGGCUGCCGACACUUGGAAUUGCUCAUGUGCUGCAAGUAUUAUGAAGAAUAUGCACGUCGUGCAAAGCUAUGGACAAACAUUCAUGCACCGAAACGAUCAGCUGUUGCGAUUGAAGAAAUUGCAGAGACGACGAGUGGAGAGGAAAAAAAGAAAAACUGUGGUUAUGAUCGAAAUGGUAAAGGCUACCGAUACAAGCGAUCAGCUGAUGCUGCUACUGCAAGCUUGGAGGACAGGAAGGAUACGGCUUUUUCGACAUUGGUGGUGAAGAAACAGAAGAAUGAAAUCGAUGGUGAAGCUUUUCGUAAGGAGAUGAAGAAGGCAAACAAGAAGAAAAGCCUCAAGCGACUGUGA
Peronospora belbahrii is the source of this 660-nucleotide messenger RNA. The record is from the annotation of a GenBank genome assembly. Lineage: Eukaryota; Oomycota; Peronosporomycetes; Peronosporales; Peronosporaceae.